Messenger RNA from Homalodisca vitripennis (glassy-winged sharpshooter), 5019 nucleotides. RefSeq names its product phospholipid-transporting ATPase ABCA1-like. Gene Ontology annotation, molecular function: ATP hydrolysis activity; ABC-type transporter activity; ATP binding. NCBI's taxonomy places the organism in Eukaryota, Metazoa, Arthropoda, Insecta, Hemiptera, Cicadellidae. Gene Ontology annotation, cellular component: membrane; intracellular membrane-bounded organelle. Gene Ontology annotation, biological process: lipid transport; transmembrane transport. The record is from RefSeq and is a predicted model, not a curated record.
UGGUUUCCCUUCUUCAAAAAGUGAACGUUUUGGUGUGGAAAUGCGUGGUGUUGAGAACGAGAAACUUUUGUUCAACUGUUUUCGAACUCUUGUGUCCACUAGGUGUUGUCUUUCUGUUAUAUUAUAUAUUGUCAUUGUUGCAUGGCCAAACUAUAAGAGAAGAGCGCAAUAAGGUCGAGAAUUUGCUACCUACUACAGACAUUUUCAAAACCAGAUUCAGAGCAGAGUACAUCGCUUACACCCCUGAUAUAAUCGAGACUAAUAGAAUAAUGGCAAGACUUAAAGAGUCACUUGACAGAUCUAAAGUAAGAACAUUUAAUUCUUUAUAUAGCAUUUACCCUUCACCAGAUACAUUCGUUAAAGCUACUGAAAGUGAAGAAGAUCUUGAACUGUGGCUGACCGACUUGACUGCAGAGAAAAAGAGUGGCUCCCCGAAUGGUCAGAAUGAAAAGCCUCCGACAGCAAUAGGCAUUGUGUUUACGGACAUAAAUACAGCAACACAAACCUACAGGUACAAACUGAGAACGGUGAAUCACGAAAUGCCAACUCGGGACGAACCGUACCUCAGCGUUCUCGAAAUGUUUUCUCAGUACAUUGUAUCUUCGUUUCUGAACACGCAAAUUUAUCUCGACAAAGAACUGCUACACAGUGCCGGCUUGAGAGAGCAGAGCGGACAGAGACAGUUCGGUCCUUUACCUGAACCUGAAAAAUUGUCCCAAUCAUCUUUCGUAUUUUUGUACUACAUGUUGAUGUUUGCAUACGUAUUCCUUGUAUCGUCUGUUGUAACAAACGUUGUUGAAGAAAAGUCAAGCGGCAUCAAGGACUACUUGCGUGUCAUGGGAGUUUCUAGAUGGAUGAUAUGGGGGAAUUGGUUCAUAUACACUCUGAUGGUGCACAUACCUGUGACAGUGGGCAUGACGGUAAUAUUGGCUGUUCUGAAACCUGUCGUCGUCCAAGCCAACGCACUGUUAGUUUGGUGUCUAUUUUUUCUAUACACACUGACAACCUUGGCUAUAUUGUUUACAGCAACUUGUAUUUUUAAGAACCCCCUGAAAGGUCUAACUGUCUGCUUGGUUUUGUGGUUUGUUGUCCACGUAAGUCAAGUCUCUUUUUGGAAAGUUUUGCCCAGUUCGAGUACGGUUCAAGUACUCCAUUGUUUGAUUCCCCUGGUCAACCUUUGCUUGGCGUUUCAAACGAUCGGCUCAUUCAGCGAUAACGACAAAGUUUGGACCCUGGGAGAUCUGUUCAGUACAGGCCACUACGCCAGCCGUGUAUCAGUUGGUGUCACCCUCAUUAUAUUUAUUUUAGAGUUUAUCUUUUUCUUGUUCAUUCUCACAGUCUUAGAUGACGCAAUGCCAGGGAUUUACGGGGCAUCUACACUGCGUUUACCAUGCGUUACGUGGUGGAAAAACAAUUUCAGUAAAAAUGCUACUCAAAACGUGUUAAGUUCUAAAGUAACUUUUCCUAAAACCUUUGAAGUGCCGCCCAAAGACGCGAAGGUUGCUAUUGAGAUACGUGGCUUAAGAAAGGAGUACGGUUGGUUCAAUAAAGUGGUCGCAGUAGACAAUGUGGAUCUUGAUAUUUACAGCGGUGAAAUCAUGGCACUACUCGGGUUUAACGGUGCCGGAAAAACGACAACGAUGUCUAUCAUUGCAGGCAUGUUUCCUCCAACGAGCGGCAGGAUCUUGUUUGACGGCAGAGAACUAUCGCGUUACAGAGACGACCUCAGCCUUUGCACACAGCACAAUAUUUACUUCCCUAAACUAACAGUAUUGGAACAUCUCGUAUUCUUCGGACUCCUGAGAGGCAUGUCUCGAAAAGAGGCUAGAAGAAAUGGCAAGGAGAUACUCGGGAACCUUGGCAUUCUGAACAAAAAAAAUUCGUUUGCCAAAAAACUAUCUGGAGGGAUGAAAAGAAGAUUGUGCCUCGCCUUUGCAUUCGUGGGGUCCUCCAAAGUCCUCGUGUUGGACGAACCAACUUCAGGAUUGGAUACGGAAACGAGGACUCUCAUUUGGGACGUCGUUGCGGGCUUCCGUGGGCAGCGUACAGUGAUAAUCACGACUCACGAUAUGGAAGAGGCAGACGUUUUAGGUGACAGAAUAGCGAUUAUGGAUCAAGGAAGGGUUGUAUGUUACGCUACGAUGUUUUUAAAAACGAUAUACGGCACAGGUUACAACAUACAUGUUUUGAAAAAUCCCAAAGCACCAGCAAAUUAUAUUAUUGACUCAGUGAAAUCUAAAAUAACGCUAUCCAGAGUAAAAGUAGUUUCGUCUUCUCAGGUUGACUUUAUUGUGACAGAAUCCCACAUGGAGAAUUUUCCAAGGCUGUUUGAAGCCUUGGAAAGGAACGGAUCCAGCCUCGGUAUCAAUGGAAUAUCUGUCACCCACACGACCAUGGAAGACGUGUUCCUGAAUGUCGCAUCCACUUGUGAAGAGGAUGACGGUAAGAACGCUGAAAAAUUGCGGAUCAUAGAAAUUAUGUCGAGGGAUGCUAACUACGUCUUUAUUGAGAGUUGGGAGUUGUAUGUCCAACAGUUUAAAGCGUUGGUUUGGAGGAGGAUGGUUACUAUUCGUAGAAACAUUUUAUCGCUUUUGAUACGAAUAAUAGUUACAAGUCUUUUGUUAUACAUUAUGAAUCACUAUUUACUGUCGGACGAGACAGAUGAGACAGAAAGUUCUUUGAAGUUGAAUUUGGAGCUGUACAAAGAUACGAUUACUCCUAUUGUUUAUGAUGGCAACAACGAAAGAAUUGCUGACAUUGCUUCAGAUUUCGUAAAACAAUCAGGUGGAGAAGUUGAAUUGUUUCCGAACGAGACAGACUUUACAAAGUAUUUAAUGAAAAUGAUCGAAGAAGACGAAAGAAAGUAUUCUGGACACGUACUAUUCUCCAGUUCAUUCAUAGGGGAUAAUAUUACAAUGCGUUACCAACCUGAGAGAUCAGUUCAUAUGGAAUCUAUUCUUGUUAAUAUGAUGAGCAACAUCGUACUACAGAACUUCACAGGCGGCAAGGGAAGUAUUGAAGUAACUAACCAACCAAUUCAAUUAAAAUAUGAUGAUGAAGACAAGAUGGAUGUUAUUGCAAUAGUUCCAUUUUUAUGGGGUUUCAUUUUCUUUAUACUGUUCGUAAUGUUUAUGUCAUUCUUCGUUCGUUAUGUAACAGAAGAAAAGGCGAGCGGUUUGAAACAUCAGAUGGUGAUGGCAGGGACACCUAUGUUACUCUACUGGGUUGGUAAUUUUGUUUUUGACUACCUCAUCUACCUGUGUUGGGCUUCGGUAUUUUUGCUAACUUUACUCCUUUCCGGUCAUAAUUAUGUACUGUUGAGCUCAUCAUUAACAAUUUUGCUCGUUGUUGUUUUAAUUCUAUAUGGAAUCAGUGGUUUAUUUUUUAUUUACUUCCUUUCAUUUCUGUUUAAGAAUCCCGUCACUUGUGGUCUGAUGUUUUAUUUAAUUAAUUUAGUAUUUGCGUUAUUUCCCAUUAUUGUGAUUCCAAUGAUUUCUGGCCUGAAUAUUUCACCCAGCAUUACUGACGCCUUGUUGUUGAUAUGCAGCUUUAACCCGACUUUUGCAGCAUUGUUAUGCAUCAAUUCCAUCGCUAAAGACUUAGUUUUGGAAUAUUCUUGCAAAGAGUCCGACACAGACUGCGAAGAAACUCGUAGAAGUUCUGCUUUAAUUUUUCCAAGCAAAGAUAAGCCUGAUGGGAUGUUGCAGCAUUUUCUGAUUUUAGCAUUAAGUUGGGUUUGUUACUUAACUAUCAUAUUGAUAAUCGAUUGGGGAUGUUUCCGAACCAUGUUCUUGAUAUUGCUCCAUAGGAAAUCUAAGUCAUCUUCGACACCUGAAGAGGAUGAAGACGUUUCUGCAGAAAGAGAAACGAUAAACAAAUUACUUAACAACAAAGAAAGGCCACUCGAUUUACCGUUGAUUGUAGAAAACAUAGAAAAGAAGUAUCUUUGUGGUCCGAGGGCUGUGAACAGAGUUAGUUUUCUGGUAAGGCCCGGUGAGUGUUUUGGACUUCUGGGGGUGAACGGUUCAGGGAAAACCACAACGUUCAAAGUCCUCACCGGGGACGUUCUUCCCGAUCGAGGCAACGCUUUUAUGUACGAAUACAGUGUGUUGUCAGAGAGAGAAACGUAUUUGAAAAAUGUAGGCUAUUGCCCUCAAGAAAACGCUUUCACGAACGACAUGACAGUGCAUGAAACUUUAACGUUUAUCGCCAAAUUACGGGGCAUCCCCAGGGGCGAAGUUAGUGAUGAAGUCGAGAGGUGGAUGAAAGUCUUGGGGAUAGAACAACACUCUAGGAAACUGACAGGUGCACUGAGCGGAGGGACCAAGCGAAAGUUGAGCACCUCCAUGUCUCUGAUAGGAGAUCCGGUGGUGGUAUUCCUGGACGAGCCGACGACAGGGGUGGAUCCUGUUUCCAAGCGCAACUUAUGGGACUUGGUGCAAGCCCGCCAGAGAGCAGGCCAGUCGUUGGUCAUGACGUCACACAGCAUGGAGGAGUGCGAGGCGCUGUGCACGCGCUUGACCAUCCUCAGAGACGGCGAGAUGAAGUGCAUCGGCACCUCGGAGUAUCUGAAGAACAAGUUCGGCAAAGGCUAUACGGUCCUACUCAAACUGAUCGACCCCAAUGAAGAACUGCUGACUCAGCUGAAGAUAAACUUCCGGAAGAUCUUUCCUGAAUCCAUAAUCAAAGACAUACACACCACGUAUAUCAACUACCAUAUUCUCGACUCCAUUCCUCUGUCUUUCCUAUUUUCAAAACUGCUAGAGUUGAAGUCUCAGCACAAAAUCAUUGAAGACUUCUCAGUGCGUAACAUAUCCCUCCAGGAAUUGUUUAUGUCCUUUGCUCCCCAACGAAGAUGAAAUCAAACAAAACUUAAUCUGUGCACGUAAAAUGAACGCUACGGUCCAACAUGCAUUUUCGUAAUGCUACGUUACGAUACUGUCAAUUUGUACGCUUUCAUAGAUGUUAUGUUGUAAUCGGCAAAUAUGAAUGUCCAAUAAAUCUAUUAUUUUAUUGUAA